Messenger RNA from Paramacrobiotus metropolitanus, 1464 nucleotides. RefSeq lists its product as uncharacterized. Gene Ontology annotation, molecular function: protein binding. The transcript is spliced from 3 exons. Lineage: Eukaryota; Metazoa; Tardigrada; Eutardigrada; Parachela; Macrobiotidae. The record is from RefSeq and is a predicted model, not a curated record. The coding region runs from base 130 to 1260 and encodes 376 amino acids.
AAAAGCAUAUCUUGAAAUCAGUGCACUGUGGCAAUAAAAACGAACAAGGCUGGCUAAACAAGUCUGUUUUUCUCUUUCCAAAUCCAUAUUUUGUAUUAUGAAUUGACUUACUGAGUUUCAAUCGCAAUCAUGCAGACUGUUGCUGCAAUAUUUACAUUCAUUAUUCUGCAACUUGGAGGUUCCGUCGGAACGCCACUGAACACGACGCUUAAGCUAGAAACGGACUGUCAUCCGCCACAUAACCCAACAGCCAAAGCCGACGCAGCUCCUUUGGGUAUUUCCUCCUUCAGAAAGGACAACUUGACGGCAACUGAAACGCGCUUGUAUGAGCAGAUGCGGUCCAAUGACGACAUUCCUGCCUACCAGACCUGCCUCGUGGAAACCAGGCACGGGUAUGUCAACCGUUGGAAAGUAGAAAACGUCAACGAAUCGGACACAAGCUACGUGGAUCUGCAGUGUCAUACUACUGCACGACGCGACGCAGUGGCUUAUAUUGCAAAGAAUAUCAGUGUCAUCAGUCCGCUGCGUGCUUUAACCGUACAACUGGCAGAUAGAGAGUAUGAGCCUUAUGAUCCGUCAGAUCUCACCCCCGUUCACCAAGACGUCUUCGAACCGAUUCGCAAUCAGGUGAUCCAAAUAGAUAUAAUCCGCUGCUACGCCCCCAACAUUACAGCUCUAGUCUUCGAAGUGGGAAUCCUGCCCAAUUUGGUCGCGCUGAGUUUUCAGGAAGGCCGGAAUCUCGUGAUACACAAGGGAGACUUUUUCCGAAUGCCCAAUAUUCGCAUGAUAUACUUCACCGCCUCCAGUAUUCAGGAGGUGGAACCGUAUACGUUCACCGAUCUGGCAAACUUGCAGAGCUUAACGUUGGAACGCGACGUCGAUCUUUUCAUAGAAGGGUAUAAUCACUGUGCCCCACUGAUGUCAUGGAAAUGCAUGAAUGAGCAGGAUAUGGCGAAUAUUAAAAAGCUGCAUUGCGACUGUUCCUAUGCGUGGUACCGCAAUUUCCUCAAAAAGAAACCAUAUUUAACAAAGAAGCGAGAAAGCGGAGAAGUGCUGACCUUUGGCGACUAUAAAACUCCCAGCAAGUUUUGGUUUCCCCUCAAAGAAGGUGUGCACGUGCUAAACGUGGACUGUGCAGGAAAUCUCACCCAUGUGGACCCCGAGAUAUUCCAAGCAUGGACUUCUGACAAUUAUUACACCGGCAACGAAAACACGCCUUACUCAUAUAACGUCUCAUGCUACGACUUACCAUGCAACUAAUUUUCGCAUGUAUACAACUAAUUUUUCGUAUGUUUUGUUCUGUAAAAUACAUGUAAUUAUCGAUUUCAUCGUUAGCUGUUAUGUUCGGGUAUCAUGCAGAAUACAGUUUACUAGAAAGAUAAGCUCGGUGAGAGGAGUGUUUAGCUGAAAGGAAACGGCGACUGAACUUCCUGAUUUUUAUUGCAUAUAAACGCAGACAUCCAA